Colletotrichum scovillei is the source of this 2236-nucleotide messenger RNA. RefSeq lists its product as uncharacterized. Lineage: Eukaryota; Fungi; Ascomycota; Sordariomycetes; Glomerellales; Glomerellaceae. The transcript has a single exon. The record is from RefSeq and is a predicted model, not a curated record. Bases 974 to 2236 code for a protein of 420 amino acids.
CCUCGCAAUAAGCGCCCAUCUGUACUCAGAAUGGCCUCAUAAGACGCAAUCCCUUAUCUCGCUUGCCGGCAUUCUCCUGUUCAGUGUUCGACGAAUAACUGUUUGCAGGGUCCGAGAACGAGAAAGACACACAAAAAAUGGUAUUUCAGCUGGACCCUUGGAAACGCCACAAAAUCCCCCGCCAGGAAUGUUUUCAUCGUGUUCCGGGUUACCGUAAACAUCAACAUGCAGGACCACGGACCGGGCCACGCGCGGGGAACCUGCCUUGCCGCCCUCUUAGCUGCAAAAAAGUGAAUUGCCUAGACCAAACAUCUUGUGCGGCUGAGAAACGACUGAGACACUGGACGGCACGCACCUGGUAGACGGGCACGACGGUUAACCACGCGGGAUGGGUUACCCCGCCCGCUUCUAGUCUCAAUCCGGCGAGGGAUUCUCAGAGAUUGUGAGGAUUCUCACGAUCAACUGAUCCCGUUCCCGUUUGAGCUGAGUAGGUAUCAUGAAAAUUUCGAAAAAAAGGCGUCAUGAAAUGGCAUGAUGGGCAAUGCAGCUGACAGCGCCUAGAAGGUCCAGAAGCAACCGCAGGAGAGACAUCGUGAAACUCUAAAUGGCACGCAGCUAUGGGCCUACGGCAACACGAAUGGCUCAACAUACUCGGAACGAGGAGCUGAACGCCUUUGCUGCAUUUUGGCUUGGUGAUGUGCUGGUUUUUGGCCGCAUUGAGGAAUCGAGACGACGGAUUCAUUCCAAGAGUCGGUGAAGGUCGAAGCGAACGGAAAACUCAGAGAAUCUUGUGCUUUUGAGCGUGGAAAUACGGCUUGGUUUCGAGUAUAAGAGGAGAGAUGAGAACUUGGGAAUCAGAUAUUCUCUCUUGCUCACCAUCACUCACUUCACUCUCAAUCAUCUACUCUAAUCACCAUUCUCAACACUUGAACACUGCUCUUCGUUCAGUCUAAGAACCCUCAGCUUCAUUAACAUGUCUUCUUCCCAGCAGCCCCCUAGGCCCCUCAGCCACUUCUCUCCUGUCCCCGUAUCCGCUGUCUCCGCCUUGUAUGACAACGACAACAAGAUCCUCUAUCUCAAGGCCCAAGGCAAUGCCCUCAACAUCACCACUGAUAUCCAAAUCGUCCGCCUGCAGCAACUCGGCGGCUUGCUCUUCGAGGUCGUGGGAUGGGUCGGCCCCAUCAGCGAAGGAACCCGCCCUUACACCGUAUCCAAGACCUUCCCCAUCGACCUCCCCAGCCGCGUCUUCCCCUCCGGCUCCGUCGUCAUCAAGGGCGCAGACAACAAGCAGCUCACCGUCAAGAUCGAGCCUCUCCUCAAGGACGGCGGCAACAACGCCAAGCUCCAGACCUCUUCCAACGCCCAGGCCGACUUCGAGAUCCCCGACGUCAAGCUCAUCCCCCCCACGGAGCCCAUCAUCACCAAGCUUGGACAGGGUUUCACCGUCCGCCAGAACGACCAGUUCAAGGGCCAGGGAGGCAGCGUCGACAUCUUCUUCAACUCGGCCUUUGUCAAGCUGACCAACGCCAGCAUCGUCGAGAACCAGAUUGAGUGGACCUUCGACACCCUGCAGACCGGCAACUCCCAGGUCAUCGUCUCCGUCUCCCAGCAAAACCCCCGCUUCUCCUACCGCGUGGUCCGCAACGUCAUCAUUAAGCCCGCCGCCUCUACUGAGGCCCUCAAGCCCCUGGCCCUCUUCUCUGUCAACGACGCCUCCAAGGCCACGCAGGACAACACCGAGGCCGAGAUCGCCAAGUCCGGAAACAAGGACUCCAACAUCGUCAUCCCCUCCUGGGACGUCGCCGUCAACAUCGGCCUCCAGGCGAUCCAGAAGCAGUUCCCCAGCGCCAAGUUCCAGACCGCCACAGGCCGCUCCCCGACCGGCGCCGGCGUCGAGCAGCCCUACGAGCUCUCCCUCGUCACCGUCGUCGCCCGCAUCGACAACGACAAGAUCGCCACCGUCAGCACGGACGGAUUCCUCAACUUUGGCCCCGUCCACACCGCAAAGGCUCUUAUCGGCGUUGAAACCUUCAACUGGCCUGUCAAGGUCAACUCCAACGAUGUCUUCUCCAUCGCCCGCAAGGCCGGGUUCCGGGAGCCCGUCAACAACAUUGCGCUCUCCAAGCCCGCCAGCGGCCCCUCCCUUGAACAGCCACUCUACACGCUCACCCUCGGUGACUUGAACGUUCAGAUUGGAGCUACCGAUGGCAAGAUUCUCAGCGAGAUCAAUGCUUAA